Molecule: messenger RNA, 1599 nt
Organism: Plasmodium malariae
Lineage: Eukaryota; Apicomplexa; Aconoidasida; Haemosporida; Plasmodiidae
Product: enoyl-CoA hydratase-related protein, putative
Exons: 2
Coding region: 1-1599 (532 amino acids)
Cellular component (GO): mitochondrion
Molecular function (GO): hydro-lyase activity
Source: RefSeq, a predicted model, not a curated record
AUGCUUUUUAACAAUCUAAAGUUGUCGAAAUAUAAAAAAUUAAAGGACGUGAUUUCGAUACCGGGUAGGUGUAGUAAUCUUACUCAGAACAGAGAGUUAAGAACUAGCAUUUUUAAAGAUGACGAGAUAUAUUUAGAUCCCUUAGAAGUUCAUAAUGAAGCAUUGAAAAAAACAAAUUAUUUAAACUGUGGGAAUAUGGAUGAGUGUGUAUACAAUCGAAAUAAUGUAGGCAUGCAUACAGUUAUAAUAAAUAAUAAUUACAUGAACAUAAAAUUAAUUAACAAGUUGUACAAAGAAUUAAGGAACAGUGAAGUAAAUUAUACAAAAAGAUUCUUAUUUUUAACAUCGUUAUAUAAUGAUGUAUUUAAUUAUAGUUAUAAUUUAUAUGACUUAUUGAAAAUAGUAGAAAUAUAUCAAAGAACGAAGCAUAUCAAAUAUUCUGAUAUAAUAAAAAAUAUUUUACAAAAUGUUAAUGAUCUAGCUUAUUUAUUAUUUUCUUAUAAGAAACCACUCAUUUCGUAUUGUAAUGGGAAAACAAAAGGAUCUGCAGGGUUUUUAUCGUUUCUAUCGAACAACAGUUCUGCCUAUUUCCAUUCUUCUUAUUCGUACAAUAAUUUAAAAUAUUCUUUUUUACCUUAUGGCGGUAUUUCUUACGUGCUAGCCAAUUUAAGGGGAUCCUUAGGAUUUUAUUUAGCCUUAACAGGUCAGGAAAUAAAAUCUGCUGAUUUAAUUUGGUGUGGUUUAAGUAAAAGAUGGAUAUCAGAAGAUACACUAGAAUUGAUGGAAAUAACAUCUGAAAGUCAAUUAGAAGUUUCGGAACAAGAUGCAAAUAUAUUGUUAGAGGAAUAUUUUUUAAAAAUUCCACAAACUUAUUCAUUAAAAAAUUAUGAACAUAUAAUUCAUGAUCACUUUAAGUAUAAUAAUUUAUUAUAUAUAUUGAAAAAAUUAGAUGAUACAGCAAGGAAAAGCACAAAUGAUAAAGUAAAAAUGUGGGCACAAGAAACAUAUCAACGUAUAUGUUCCUUACCCCCAUUAGCUACUCAUGUGACAUUUGAAAUUUUAAAUAUACUAAGAAAUUAUAAAGUAGAUUUAUUAAAAAAAGCUCAAAUAACAAAAAAUUUAUGGACUACUAUGAUAAAAAAUACUUAUAAAAUAACACCAACAACAAAAGAACAAGUCAGUAUGAACGAACUAAAGUAUACAAUUGAUAAAGAACUUUUCAUUAAAGCUUUAAAUAUAGAAACAAAUACAAUCUUAAAUUUUAUUUCUUGUCCUGAUGUUUUAAAUGGAAUUACUAGCUAUUUAGUUAAACAGUCAAACCAUUCUUUUACUUCAAAUUAUUUAAAUAACAACAUUUUUGAAAUAAAAAAAGAUAUAGUUCAUUAUUUUAUUUUCUACAAAAAUAAUUAUGAAUAUACCGAGUACGAUAGACCGGACAUUAGCUUUUCCAGUUUAGCUGUUCUGGACAAGUAUAAUCAACAUUACAGUGCGCAGCAUAAAACCACAUACGAUAGGCUUUUCUUCUCUAAGCAGAGAGAACGAUGGAAUGACGACUACUUAAAGGACGACUUAGACAAAAUUGAUAGUUAUUUUUUGUAA